Molecule: messenger RNA, 2163 nt
Organism: Lingula anatina
Lineage: Eukaryota; Metazoa; Brachiopoda; Lingulata; Lingulida; Lingulidae
Product: sarcoplasmic calcium-binding proteins I, III, and IV
Molecular function (GO): calcium ion binding
Source: RefSeq, a predicted model, not a curated record
UAAAUGUUGUCAUAGAAAUAGACUCUAGCUCUCACGAGCCUGUAUUGACAUAAUGUUGCAAAUCUAAAUGGAUGCAAAAGCAAAUUAUUGAUCAUCUUCAGCGUAAAAAUUUCCUAAACCGGCCUUCAUUCAUUUAAAACGAAAGAACACUGUUAGCAGUGAGAGUAACAAGGGUAGAACAGUUCACGGAACUACCGUAUCAUUCUGUCGGAUUGGCGGUAAGAGGCCAUUUACCACAAGAGGUAAACAGAAACAUGGGCGACUUCAAAUUGUCAGAGUUCCAGAAAAAGAAACUGCGACACGUUUUCGAUAUCUUUUAUGAUAUAAACAAAGAUGGUGUCAUUGAAUGGAAAGAUUUCAAAAUAGCUAUUGAGAAAAUCUGCGAUUUGCAUGGCUGGCCCCAAGGAAGAGAGAAACACACGACCGCAACAGAGACAAUGCAGGAGAUCUGGAAGGCUCUCCUCAAAUAUGCAGACAAAAACAAGGAUAAGAAGGUAUCCACUGAGGAGUGGUAUCUGAUGUGGACUGAAAGCAUCAAGGCGAGCAAGAACACCGGUGCACUCCCUGACUGGGUCAACAGAUACCGCGAGUUUAUGUUCUAUGUAAAUGAUACCUCAGGUGAUGACAUCAUUGACAUGAACGAAUACAAAACUGUAUAUAAAUCGUAUGGGAUCACCGAUGCUGACUGCGAGAGCGCCUUCAACAAGUUUUCUGAGAACCAAGCAGUGAAAAUUACCAAAGAUGAAUUCGCUGAGCUGUUCAUGGAAUAUUUCGUGUCAGACGACCCAAAUGCGAAGGGUAAUGCCCUCUUUGGAAAGACCAAUUUCUAGGGAAUGUGUUUCAAAACCGAGGAACUUUUAUUCGUUUUUACAUUUUAUCUGGGAGUAUGUUGUAAUAUUGUGAUAACGCCAUGGUAGCAGCCUAAGUAAUGCGGGGAGUUGAAAAUUAAAGAGACGGCCAUUCGAGUGUUCUUCGGGCUUCCCUCGCCUACAGAGGUGGAGAAAAAGUCCCAGAAACACCGAAAAGGAUAAUGUGUCAACAGCGUUCGAACAGUAGCCGAGCAAGCAUUUGAUGUCACCAAAAGACGGUAUGGGUGACAUCGACUGCCACGAAGAUGGUCGAACUACUAGUAAAACAGUUUCGUGGAAAAUGUGUCCUUUUGUAUUUGUGCUAUAUAGUGAGCUUGGCUUACUUGUAACAGUCUACAGUGCUGGCUGAAGAAACAAUGCCCUAAAACUAUAGAUUGGGCUAAGACGCCACUUAUGAAUAAAUUAUAUCGCAAGUAGAUUACAAAAAUACAUAUACAUGGUCUGGCAGGAAGAAAACAUCCACAAAGCAUGGUUUCCAGUACCGUUCUUAAAUAUUAGGCCCUCAAUGUUCGCUGUUAGAACAAAUUGUUAUUCGUUUAAAACAAGUAAAAACUAUGAUAACUGUGAACCCGCAAUGGACUAGGUGAUCGUGUAAUCUAAAACAAGAUGCUGGAAUAUUGUUUUACCACUAGUGCUUUAAUAUUAUCUAAAUCAAAUUAUACGUUUGCAUUUGAAUGUCUCACUGUUUGUGAUUUAAUUUAGAAUGAUAUACAAAUUCUUUUACAGCAUUUCACGGAACAUAUGAAUCUGUGAAAAAUGAUAUUGACUAUAGAUUUUAAUAGACAGAGAUUAGGGAACCAACAGAAUCAGUAAUUUCACUUUUAGGAUUAUGAGAAAGGGUUUAGAUGUUAUAAGAUAAUUAAGAUACUAACUUCAGCGAUGUAAAUAAGUGAAAGUGAGCGAGUCUAUGGACCGUUUUUGUGGAUGCUACUUGCGCACAACGCGGCAUGAAAUCGGCUUCUGAAAUACUGCACAGAAAAUCAACCAGAAUUCCAAAACAUUCUUUGGUGCCUUAAUAUAUCUCUGUAACUUUACUUUUGCAUUUGCCGAGAAUUGUUGGUCACAUUGAACGAUCACAACCAAUAUCUCAACUACCGCAUUGCGCCAUUGUUCGGUUCAUGUAGUUAGUCGCUUACCACGAGUUUGUACAAAUGGCUCACCCGAUUUUUCCACAUAUUUGGUGUUUAUUCAAAAAUAUAAAAAUAAUCUUUCGUUCAAGUUCGUCUUUUUACUGUCGAAAUAUAUAAGCAAACCAAUCGAUAAAAUUCUUUUUAAAAACUUGUGUAAGGCCUAU